CACCUGUCCUGUGCUCGGUCCCUUUCCAGCCCAGGACAUCCAAUCGGAUGCCAGAGAGGGAGGGACUGCAGCUGGUGCCUGUGUGCCAAGUGCCUGCUCCCUGCAGCCAGUGGUGUGUGAUUCUAAUAAUGAGCACUGGGGAUGGUGACUGUGACAGCCCUGAGGCCACCAGCAGAACAGAAGGGGGACGAAGCAGCAGCCUAAUACACCCGCAGGGAAUCCCGGCGUCGGUACCGUGCGGAGAUAAUCUACACCGUAUUGUCCUCACAUUGCUCCGGCCCAUGGGGAGAGGCCGUCGGAGGGACUGAGAGAGUCGUCUCUGGAGGUCAGGACUCAGCGGAGAGAUGAGGCCGGCGGGGGUAGCCUUCUGCCUCUGCCAGUGUUUGCUGGUCCCUCUCAUGGCGGGCAGGCUGACCAGGGCUGAGAGCAGGCCGACGGACAUGAAACCGGCGCAGUUUGGCACGCGCUACACUGGGAGUAUCGACAGGGACAUCGAAGAGGUCUACGCCUUCAACUACACCAGCGUCCCCGGCAAGGUGGAUGCUCUCCGUGUCUUUGUCAUGUCCAAUUCUGAUGACUUGGAGUUCCCUCUCCUCUUCGUGGUGCGCCAGCAGAAAGGGGUCCUCUCCUGGCAGGUUCCUCUUGUCUUCAGGGGCUACUACCAAAGAACGUACACGUACCAGGAUGUGAGCCGCACCUUGUGCCCCACGGACCCCGAAGGUCAGACCCAGCCCUUGGAGCAGUUCAUGUACAUAGAUAUUGCCUCCAUGGCGCCCACUAGUGUCCAGUACGAGCUGAUAGUCAUCCGGCUUCCGAACUUCGAGCUCCAGACCGACGUUCCCUUCAAUUUCAGCGCAUCCCCGUCUCAGCCUCAGUAUUUCCUGUACUCCUUUCCUGAAGGGGUGGAUUCGGUGAUCAUCAAGGGGAGUUCGGUAAAUGCCUAUCCGUGUGCCGUGGUGUCGGUCCAGGAUAUCACGUGUCCUGUUUAUGACCUCGAUCAUAACGUGGAAUUCAAUGGAGUCUACCAGUCUAUGACAAAGAAAAUCGCCAUCACUAUACAGAGGAAGGAUUUCCCUAAAGGACAGUUCUACAUCGUCUUUGUCAUCAAACCUGAGGACUAUGCCUGUGGUGGCUCUGCCCCAAAGUCCACAUCAGGGGACCACACCUGGAACCUGAAGCGCGUGAAGCACAUUGAAGUGACGGUCUCGCCAUCUAUAAAGAACACCGUCUACCUCCACGCCACCCUCCUGUGCUUUCUCUUCUUCCUCAUCUUCUACCUGGGGGCCUUCCUGGUAUUUUUUGUUCACCAUUUCAGGAUGCAGAAGAAGAGGGUGAAUAUGAGUGGGAGCCCGGAUGAAGGAGAGGGCACAGUGGCGGCUUCACACCCCAUCACAACCAGCACACCGGAAGGCAGCAGCUACGGAGCUAUAGAUGAGUCACGUCAGCGCACAGGCAGAACCCCUCCGCCCAUCCCUCGCCCUCGCAUUUAUUCCGACAGCUCUGUGGAUGAAGAGAGCGACUUUGAUGGAAUACCUGAAAUGGAGAGCGAUAAGAACGUCAUCCGAGCGAAGGCCUUUCUCUACGUCUCCGAUCUGUCCGUCAAGGACCGCAGAACCAUUAGUAAGAAAUACAAGAUCUAUUUCUGGAAUAUAAUUACCAUCGCCGUCUUCUACGCCUUGCCUGUCAUACAGCUCGUCAUCACCUACCAAACAGUGGUAAAUGUUACUGGCAACCAAGACAUCUGCUACUAUAACUUCCUGUGCGCCCACCCCCUCGGGGUCCUCAGCGCGUUUAACAACAUCCUGAGUAACAUGGGCCACAUCCUGCUCGGAUUCCUCUUCCUCCUCAUCGUCCUGCGACGCGAUCUCCUGCACCGCAGCCUGGUGGAAGCGAAUGACGUCUACGCCCUGGAGUACGGAAUCCCCAAACAUUUCGGUCUCUUCUACACGAUGGGCAUCGCUCUGACCAUGGAAGGUGUGCUCAGCGCUUGUUACCACGUCUGCCCCAACUACUCCAACUUCCAGUUUGAUACGUCCUUCAUGUACAUGAUCGCAGGUCUGUGUAUGCUCAAACUGUACCAGACGCGUCACCCAGACAUCAACGCCAGCGCGUAUGCGGCCUACGCCUCGUUUGCUCUGGUCAUAUUCCUGGCAGUCCUCGGAGUGGUUUUCGGGAAGGACAAUUGGUGGUUCUGGGUGAUCUUUUCCAUCAUCCAUGUGGUGGGGUCGCUGGCUCUAAGCACGCACAUCUACUACAUGGGACGUUUCAAGAUCGAUGUCUCCAAUGCAGACUUCGGGAUAUUCCGGCGAAUCUUCCAGAUCCUCUAUACAGACUGUAUCCAGCAGUGCACCCGCCCCAUGUACAUGGACAGGAUGAUUCUGUUAAUCGUGGGAAAUGUUGUCAAUCUCUUCUUCGCCAUCUUUGGACUUGUUUACCGCCCUCGGGACUUCGCCUCCUACUUACUGGGCAUCUUCAUCUGUAACCUGCUGCUGUACCUGGCCUUCUACAUCAUCAUGAAGCUCCGCAGCUCGGAGAAGAUCCAGCCUCUGCCGCUGUUCUGCAUCAUUGCCACCGCUGGUGUCUGGGCUUCUGCUUUAUACUUCUUCUUCCAAACCCUAAGCAGCUGGGAGGAGACGCCGGCCCAGUCCCGAGAGAAGAACCGGGAGUGCAUUGUCAUGCAUUUCUUCGACGACCAUGAUAUCUGGCACUUUCUUUCCUCAACCGCCAUGUUCUUCUCAUUCCUGGUUCUUCUCACCCUGGAUGACGACCUGGAUGAUGUUCGCAGAGAUAAGAUCCCGGUCUUCUAAGGAGAAUAAGCUGGCAACGUUCAACAUCUCCAACUAUUGCAACAGGUGCCAUUGGCAUCUCGUUACACCCGUGUUCCGGGCAGGAGAUGAUAUGACGGAUUACCUUCCUUCAUCCAGGGGCAGGAGAACCGUGCAGGAGCAACAGCCGGAGAGAAUGUUCUGCCCUCACCUUGGCCGACCAGCUUUCUGGAGGCACUAAAUGCUGCCUAUACAGACUCAGGCUGAUGCCAGCUGGGUCUAGUGCCACCUACCUGUGACACUAAGUCAUCACGCUCAUGUACGGGUGCAAAAUGAACUCGACACCCUCCGUGACACCAGCCACCAUUAAACAGACAUUGAACCUCUGUAUAAAUUCUACCCGGGCGUCUCUGUUACCACCGUCCAGGUUUUUGGGUCUUGUUGCUAAAACUGAUUUCAGAUACAGGGAAAAUAAUUCUGCCUGAGAGACGCCGUCAGAGUUACGUGAAGGACACCCCGGAAUCUGCCUCAGGCCGUGACUUAAUCAAUGUGCUUUACAACUUUUAUAUUUUACUGUUAAUUGUGAAACCUUUAUAACGAAGAAUCUCCAAGAAAUUGGAAGUUUAAUCUGCUCUUAUGAUGUCCAGUGAGCUCCGUCCUCCGGUUAUAUCCCGCACAGUGCCACAUCGCUGCUCGUGUUUGUAGGAUUUGUUGUUGUCUCUCGGAUAUAAUUUAUUUAAUGUGAUUUGCACUUUUAUUUUAUUUUAUAAACAGAACCUCCUCUCGCCCCCGAUUUUCCUGCGGGCGGCCAGGAAGAUGUGAAUGUUGGACUAUUUGUGAAUACGUUCCGUGGACGCUCAGUUGGAACGAGGUGAAAUUAGUCCGGAGUAAGACUGUAAGGACUGCGCGUUCCCAGUGUCAUGUAUAACAGCACUUUUAUAAACUCCUAACGCAGUCCCACAUAAUUAUUAUUAUCAUGUUUGUCGCGGAAGGACAGUAAAUGCAUCCAGAAUUUUA
Pseudophryne corroboree (corroboree frog) is the source of this 3782-nucleotide messenger RNA. It is a transcript of the gene SIDT1, whose product is annotated as SID1 transmembrane family member 1. Lineage: Eukaryota; Metazoa; Chordata; Amphibia; Anura; Myobatrachidae. Gene Ontology annotation, biological process: RNA transport. Gene Ontology annotation, molecular function: double-stranded RNA binding; RNA transmembrane transporter activity. The coding region runs from base 345 to 2807 and encodes 820 amino acids. The transcript has 27 exons. The record is from RefSeq and is a predicted model, not a curated record. Gene Ontology annotation, cellular component: plasma membrane; lysosome.